Larimichthys crocea (large yellow croaker) is the source of this 5312-nucleotide messenger RNA. RefSeq names its product bromodomain containing 1a (gene brd1a). Gene Ontology annotation, biological process: regulation of transcription by RNA polymerase II. The transcript is spliced from 13 exons. Gene Ontology annotation, molecular function: protein binding. NCBI's taxonomy places the organism in Eukaryota, Metazoa, Chordata, Actinopteri, Sciaenidae. The coding region runs from base 157 to 3963 and encodes 1268 amino acids. The record is from RefSeq and is a predicted model, not a curated record.
GAACAGACCCCAGUAUCGCCCGUUGGAUGAGAACACUGUGUGCGGAUUUAGAGCCACUUAGCAGGCCGUGUCGCCAUUGCUUUGUACGGCUGCUGGCUAGCUACCGUCUUCAACUGGCGAAACUGUUGGUGAAUCCGAGCAACACGGAGCGUCAAGAUGAAGAAGAAAGCUCGGCAGCACCGGGUCGCGGUGCCGCAGAGGCCGCCGUCUCCCAUCAAGCCUUCGCCCAACAAGCAGAUCUUGACGUACGCCCAGGCGCAGCGCAUGGUGGAGUUCGACAUCGACGGCCGCGUCCAUCGGAUCAGCAUAUAUGACAAGCUGGACGUGAUCUCAGACGACGACCCCAUGGUGCAGGAGAUGAUGGAGUGCACCAGCAAUAAGGAGAAUGCUGAGAAGCCGCAGCAGCAGGUCCUACUGAGGUCAGUGAGGUUAAAAAACAACCAGGAGAAGAGAAACGCAGCGCUGGGCAUCACUGCUCAUGGAGAAGGAGGCGGACAUCACGCUGGUGUUAAUACCGGACCAAAGCUUCCGGAACCUAAAUUUCGUACGGUGGAAUAUAAUCUUCCGGCAGUUCCUAAGCGUUCAGCUGCUUUUUAUGAAUACACUGAGAAGACAGAGGAAGAGCUGGAUGAGGAAACGGAGUAUGACAUGGACGAAGAAGACUAUUCCUGGCUGGAGUUGGUCAAUGAAAAGCGGAGAAGUGAAGGGGUCAGUCAGGUCUCUCACAACGUCUUUGAGUUCCUCAUCGACCGCUUUGAGAAAGAGCUGUACCUGGAGAGUCUGGAUAAAGGCAGCGAAAAGCAAGCUCCCAUCGACGAGGACGCCGUCUGCUGCAUCUGCAUGGACGGAGAGUGUCACAACAGCAACGCCAUCCUGUUCUGUGACAUGUGCAACGUGGCCGUGCACCAGGAAUGUUACGGUGUGCCCUACAUUCCCGAGGGCCAGUGGCUCUGCAGACACUGCCUCCAGGCAUCCACCCAGCCCGCAGACUGCAUACUCUGUCCUAACAAGGGCGGAGCGGUGAAAAAGACGGACGACGACCGCUGGGGUCACGUGGUGUGCGCCCUCUGGGUCCCCGAGGUCGGCUUCUCCAACACCACCUUCAUCGAACCCAUCGACGGCAUCAGCCACAUUCCUCCAGCCCGCUGGAAGCUCACCUGCUACCUCUGCAAGGAGAGGGGCGUCGGAGCGUGCAUCCAGUGUCACAAAGCCAACUGUUACACUGCCUUCCACGUCAGCUGCGCCCAAAAGGCCGGCCUCUUUAUGAAGAUGGAGCCGAUCAAAGAGGUGACGGACACGGGAGAGCCCACGUUCUCUGUGAAAAAGACGGCGUAUUGCGGAGCUCACACACCCAACGGGUGCGUAAGGCGGCCUCUUACGAUAUACGACGAUGCCAAACCUAAAAAUGGACUAUGUAAGAAGGCGGACAAAGGGAGAAGCGCCAGUAGAGGACAGUCAAAAGGGAAGCAGAAGAAGAAGAGCAAGAGUAAGAAGCCCGAGCCUGAACCUGAAAGCGAAGAUCCGACACCUGCUACUGUGCCUACAUUUCCUGCUCACAGGUUACAAACCAUUCUGAACCAGGUGUCAGUCCAGAAGAAGAAAGCAUUUGUGGAGCUGGUCCUAAAUUACUGGACACUAAAGAGGCAGUCCAGGAAUGGGCUACCCCUCAUCAGACGCCUUCAGACAAGCAUGCAGUCUCAGAAGAAUGCACAGCCGGUUUGUUCAUCUAGGCAGAACGAGGAGGAGAGCAGGGCACUGAAGGACCAGCUGAAAGAAUGGCACCGCCUCCGGCACGACCUGGAGAGAGCUCGGCUGCUGCUGGAGCUAAUCCGCAAGAGGGAGAAGCUCAAGAGGGAAGAGAUCAGACAACAGGAGACGAUCCUCGAGAUGCAGUUGACUCCCUUCAGUAUUUUGCUCAGAGCCCUCUUGGACCAACUCCAGUCAAAAGACCAGGCCAGGAUCUUCACCCAGCCGGUUGAUGUCACGGAGGUGCCCGACUACCUCGACCACAUCAAGCACCCAAUGGACUUCUCCACCAUGCGGCAGCGCAUCGACGGACAGGGCUACAACAAUUUGGAGCAGUUUGAGAAUGACUUCAACCUCAUUGUCGAUAACUGCAUGAAAUAUAACUCAAAGGACACAUAUUUCUACCGGGCAGCGAUCCGCCUCCGAGACCAGGGCGGAGCCCUGCUCAGAAAGGCUCAGCGAGACGUGGAGAAGAUCGGAUUUGACACGGAAAGCGGCAUGCAUCUGGCGGAGGCGCCUGAAAUCAAAGCACCGCCAUCUUUUUCUUGGGAGGACGUGGACCGCCUACUAGUGCCAGCCAAUCGGGAGCAUCUUUCUCAGGAAAAGCAGCUGCAGCAGCUCCUGGAGAAGUUCGACCUGACCUGUGCCAUGAAGUCCAGCCCCUCGCGCAGCAAGCGACUAAAGCUGCUCAAAAAGACCAUCAACGACGUGCGCAACGAAAUGAGCUUAAAGAGAUCCCUACCCUCCCACCACCACCACCACCACCACCACCACCAUCACCACCACCACCACUCUUCUUCCUCCACAACUCCCUCCACGUCAGCAUCAUCUUCAUUGGCUGCCAGCCACUCAGAGCAGAGUAAACCCACUAAGGAAGACAGAUUGAAGCCCAACGGACAUUUUCCAGAUGAUGAAGGGGACAAGUCCCUUCCUCCUAAGCUAGAGCCUUCAGACUCCAUCCCUCCCCUCAUCCACUCAGACACAGACCCGGAGCCCCCCACCCUCAAACCAAUCGACGCCACCCCCGAAUGUGACGAGAAGACCCACAGCAAACGCGUCAAGUUCGACGGCGAAAUACCAGACCUGCUCUCCUCGGUGCCGCGCCUCAACGGCUACUCCCACGACAGCCUCCAGAACUCUCUGCUGGACGGAGACGUGAGCGUGGUGGCCACGUCGACCCUCGCCGAGCCCACGGGCACAGUCAACCGCCGCACUGCUGUGCUCUUCCGCAAGUCGAAGACCGCCAGUCCCCACAAGCCCCUGAAGGUUGGAGACGAGGGUUCGGAAGGAAUCGAAAUAAAAGAGGCCGACGAGGAGGAAGAUGAGGACGGCGCACAGCUCGGCUCCAAAUCCUUCUUAUCGGUGGUCAUACCCAGGCUGGAGACGCUGCUUCACAGCAAGAAGAGGAAGCACAGCGGCGGCAGAGACAGCGAGGAGGACGGAGGAGAGCACGAGGAGGAGGGCGAGUCCCCUGUGAAACGUCUCGACACUGGCCUGUCCAGUGGUUUUCUGGAGGUGGAAGAGGAGAAAGAGAUAGAAGACUCUAGCAGAGCCAGUAGACCUGUGGAGCCACGAAGACGCUGUGCCUCGGAGUCCUCCAUCUCCUCAUGUAGCAGUCUGCCGGGAAGCACCAGCACUAUUCUCAGUCUUCCAAAAUGUGGGAAGGGGAAACCUGCCUUGGUCCGGAGAAACACUGUGGACGAUAAGAGCGAAUUAAUCGCUUGCAUCGAAACCGGGAAUUUUGCAAAAGCUGCACGAAUUGCUGCUGAGGUUGGCAACAGCAAUAUUUGGAUGCCCGCUAGUGCUGCAACAGUUGCAUUGGAACCCCUAAAGCUAGUUUGGGCCAAAUGUAGUGGAUACCCUUCCUACCCUGCCUUGAUCAUCGACCCUCACAUGCCGCGUGUGGGCUGCCAGCACAACGGGGUGUCCAUCCCCAUGCCCCCCAUGGACGUGCUCCGCAUUGGAGAACAGAUGCAGUACAAAGCCGAAGAGAAACUCCACCUCGUCCUCUUCUUCGACACCAAGCGCAGCUGGCAGUGGCUUCCUAGAUCCAAGAUGGUUCCUCUGGGAAUGGACAAGACCAUAGACAAAAUCAAAAUGAUGGAAGGACGCACAUCGAGCAUUCGCAAGGCUGUCCAGAUCGCCUUCAGCCGUGCCAUGAACCACCUGAGCAUAGUGCAGGACGAGCCAGUCAGCGACCUCAGUGACGUGGACUGAUGACAUUCGCUGCCUCUCCCCUCCCCCCCCACACACACACACACACACACACUCAGACACGCAAACUUGUACCUCUCCUGUACCAAAUACCCUUCUGUAGCCCCCACCUCCCCCCUCUCUCUCUCUCUCUCCGUCUCUGCAGGAGACUCAAAUGUUUACUUGGGCACCUGCUGUAACAGGUGGUGUCUCUUCCUCAUCCAUUCCUACUCGCACACACUCCUACCAUGUGCCGAUGGGAAAACGGCUGCUGCUGAAAUGAAUGUGUCUAUCUUAUCCACCUCCAGGCUUGUAACUGUGCUUAGAGACUGCUCUUUUUUUUGUCCACCCCCUAUCCCCAACUCUCCCCUCACUUCACCAAUCAUUUAAAUUCAUCAUUUCAAGACACACACACACACACAAAAACCCUUACAUUUUGGUAGCCUUACCAAAUGCUACUAUGGUGUCAGGACUUUGCAGUAAGACAGAAACCUUUUUACAACUUGGUCCUUUUAUUUUGGCAAAGAGCCAAUCAUUAUUUCUGUUACAAAUUAUUAAUUAUAACUAAUAAUAAUAUCAAAAAUAAGAAAUAAAAGUAGCUGGUCAAUAGACAUGUUUCAAAGCAGCCAUUUAAAUUUGAAAUAGGUCAACACAGAUGUUACUAAUGAUACUAAUUAAGGUUCCAACCUUAAUUAGCAUCAUUGGUAACACCUGUGUUUACUAUUUCAUGUCACAAUGGCUGCUGUAAAAAAGGUCCGUUAGCUAAAGUGGGCAAAAACAUACAUUUCCUGUUGUAGCCAAAGCCUAAGUUUAUAUCAAGGUCACAUUUACAUACUGGUCAUCUCCAUUUACAAAUCCCUUCCUUUGUAUUUAAACUGUAAAUAAUGUGUACAGUUGCCUGACACUAACUUAUUUUGUAGUUUUGACAUAAAUUAGUACUGUACAGGAGUUUUCUUAGUAUUUAUACUUGAUGCAUUCUCAGCACCAUGGAGUGAGUGCUAUUUUGACAGUGCUGUAAGAUUAAGAAGAAUAAAAAAUGAAAGUGCAAAAGCCUUAGUGUUAAGGAGAUUAGGGCUAAAAUAUCAUGUUUCUGAUGAGUAUGAAAGUAUUCCCUUUUUCACUUUUUAAGUUAUUGAAGUUUAUAAUCGUAAGCUUCCAUUUGGCAUUAAUCCUUUUUGUAUUAAAAAUAGUUUUGGUAUAUUUUUGUUCAUAUAUAUUUAUAUGAUUUGAAUACACAGUUAAUAGAGUAUGUAAGUCUCUGAAGCUCAUACAGACAGUCGUGGACACGGAACUUGUAUCGUUCUCAAGAAACCAAAAAUGUUGCUACCCAGAAGUUUUUUCGCUGAUUCAUUUUUCCCGUGUGAUGUGUGAAA